This is a messenger RNA of Camellia sinensis, 1529 nucleotides long. RefSeq names its product secretory carrier-associated membrane protein 1. The record is from RefSeq and is a predicted model, not a curated record. NCBI's taxonomy places the organism in Eukaryota, Viridiplantae, Streptophyta, Magnoliopsida, Ericales, Theaceae. Gene Ontology annotation, biological process: protein transport. Gene Ontology annotation, cellular component: trans-Golgi network membrane; recycling endosome membrane.
AGUACAAAAUGUGAAAGUUUAGUUAAAGGGAAAAUUAUUAUCUAGUGGGACAGAAAGAAAAAAAAAUUACAAAAAUCUAAAGAGCUGCAACAAAUUUUCACUGCACUCUAUCAUAGAAUUACUUACACCCUGCGUGUUUAUAAUACAUUUUUUUUUACUUUUCACUAGACAGUAAUUUCUCGCAAGUUAAAUAACCCAAAUUAACCAAAAAAACAAACAACGCCUUAGAACCAAAAACACAAAACUCCUGUUUCCUCUCCCACCCGCGAAAGUUUCGUUUGUUAUUUUUAAUUUUCCUGCGAAACAAACAAAGCAAAAGAAAACGAAAACGAAAACGAAAACGAAAACUAUUUUGUCGAUCGUUCAGAUCUCUGGUUUUUGUACCAUUUUGGUGAUCUGGUUCUGACUCAUGGCCAUCCCUCACGAUUCUAACCCUUUCGCUGAUGAGGAAGUGAACCCAUUCGCUAAUCCAGGAGUUCCCCCUGUUGCAGCCUCAAAGCUUUCACCGCUUCCUCCUGAACCUGUUGACUAUGAUCGUGGUGCUACAGUCAAUAUCCCUCUUGAUAAUGGAAAGGAUUUCAGAACGAAGGAGAAAGAACUCCAAGCAAAGGAGGCUGAAUUGAGGAGGAGGGAGCAGGAAUUGAAAAGGAAGGAGGAUGCUAUGGCACGAGCUGGAAUUGUUAUAGAGGAGAAUAAUUGGCCACCGUUCUUUCCAAUCAUUCAUCAUGAUAUUGGGAAUGAAAUUCCAAUCCAUUUACAGAAGUUGCAGUAUGUUGCAUUGACAACAUUGUUGGGUUUGGUCGUGUGCCUUCUAUGGAAUAUCAUAGCAGUUACCGUAGCCUGGAUCAAUGGAGAAGGUCCGACAAUUUGGUUUCUUGCUAUUAUCUACUUCAUAACAGGGGUUCCAGGGGCCUAUGUGUUGUGGUAUCGUCCUCUUUAUCGUGCUAUGAGGACUGAUAGUGCAUUGAAGUUUGGGUGGUUUUUCUUGAGUUACGUGUUCCAUAUUGCCUUCUGCGUCUUCGCUGCAAUUGCUCCUCCAAUGAUUUUCAGGGGGAAAUCUCUCACGGGAAUCUUGCCAGCAAUAGAUGUCAUGGGUGAUCAUACUGUGGUUGGGAUUUUCUACUUUAUUGGAUUUGCAUUUUUCUCCAUCGAGUCACUGAUCAGCAUCUGGGUUAUCCAGGAUGUUUACAUGUACUUUCGUGGCAGUGGCAAAGCAGCAGAGAUGAAGCGUGAGGCUGCAAAACGGACAAUGAUGGCUGCACUGCCAUGAUUCAGAAAGAUUCUUUGGUUUGAUAAUGCUGAGAAAAAUCAAAACCAUUCACUAUUUUUUUGCACUUGUGCCUAGUCUAGUAUUUAUUUUGUUCAUAUAAUUUUCUUAAAAUAUGUAUGUAAAAGACAGAUUCUGACAAACAAGUUUAAGUUAGGACAUGUCAGUUUUUUGAUAGUCAUUGUCGCCAGCUACUUUGAGGCCAGGCUUGACACAUUGUUCUUGAGAUCCUAUUCUAUAUUGCCAUGAAAUGGUUGUUCAA